Mustela lutreola (European mink) is the source of this 1302-nucleotide messenger RNA. RefSeq names its product cytoplasmic dynein 2 light intermediate chain 1-like. Gene Ontology annotation, cellular component: ciliary basal body; axoneme; cytoplasmic dynein complex. Lineage: Eukaryota; Metazoa; Chordata; Mammalia; Carnivora; Mustelidae. Gene Ontology annotation, biological process: intraciliary transport involved in cilium assembly; intraciliary retrograde transport. Gene Ontology annotation, molecular function: dynein heavy chain binding. The record is from RefSeq and is a predicted model, not a curated record.
ACCAUCAGGCUGGUCUCAGACCUCGCUGGCAUCUUGGUUUCAAGGUGGCCUCAAACGCUGAGCCCAUGACACUGGUGCGGUCGAGCAAUGAUGCCCAGUGAAACUCUCUGGGAAAUUGCAAAAGCCGAAGUGGAAAAACAUGGAAGUAGUGGAGGUGAAGGUGAUGGGCUUGAAAUUGGAGAAAAAUCUGUUUUCUUCAUUGGCAGUAAAAAUGGGGGAAUGACUACUAUUAUUCUAAGGUGUCUUGACAGGGAUGAGCCACCAAAACCAACAUUAGCUUUGGAAUAUACAUAUGGAAGAAGAGCAAAAGGGCAUAAUAUACCAAAAGAUAUUGCUCACUUCUGGGAACUAGGUGGAGGAACGUCUUUAUUGGACUUAAUCAGCAUCCCCAUCACAAGUGAUACCUCACGGACAUUUUCUCUUGCUGUUUUGGAUCUUUCGUGGCCCACCAUGGAAAAUCUGUUGCAAGCCACAAAAAGCCAUGUGGAUAAAAUGAUAAUGAAACUGGGCAAGACCAAUUCUAAAGCAGCUUCUGAAAUGAGACAGAAGAUAUGGAGUAAUAUGCAGAAGGACCAUCCAGAUCGUGAAUUAAUCGACCCAUUUCUAAAACCUCUGGUCAUAAUUGGAAGUAAAUACGAUAUUUUUCAGGAUUUUGACUCUGAGAAGAGGAAGGUUAUAUGCAAGACCCUUCGAUUUGUUGCACAUUAUUAUGGAGCAUCGUUAAUGUUUACCAGUAAAUCAGAAGCUCUAUUACUAAAAAUACGUGGAGUUAUCAACCAGUUAGCAUUUGGCAUUGACAAAAGCAAAUCAAUAUGUGUGGAUCAGAAUAAACCACUGUUUAUCACAGCAGGAUUGGAUUCUUUAAGUCAAAUAGGAUCUCCUCCUGUUCCUGAUAAUGAUAUUGGAAAACUUCAUGCCCAUUCACCAAUGGAGUUGUGGAAGAAAGUGUAUGAAAGGGUCUUUCCACCAAAGAGUAUCAACACACUAAAAGAUAUCAAGGACCCUGCAAGAGACCCUCAGUAUGCUGAAAGUGAAGUUGAUGAAAUGAGAAUUCAGAAGGAUCAGGAACUGGAACAAUACAAAAGAAGUUCUUCCAAGUCUUGGAAACAAAUUGAGCUUGAUUCUUGAACCUCAUUCAACUAUAGUGUAUUUAUUUUUUCUUCCCCCCCCCAAAGUAAGUUUAUUUUAUUAAUUAGCUAUAAUGGUAAUAAGUGAAGGAUGCUGUGUAAUUUGUUAAAGGAAAAGUGGCUUUUCUUGUAUUAGUGCAACACUCUGGAUACUUUUAAGUCUUUUACAAGGGGA